This is a messenger RNA of Vicia faba (fava bean), 858 nucleotides long. Lineage: Eukaryota; Viridiplantae; Streptophyta; Magnoliopsida; Fabales; Fabaceae. The record is from the annotation of a GenBank genome assembly.
AUGGCUGUUGAAGCUACCUUCAUGAAUCUCAUGCCUUCUACCCAUUUACUCACAAACAGAGAAAUGAUGAAAUCUAAUCAGCAGCAACAAUAUCAGCAACAACAAAUGAUGAACUCGAACAUGUACAAUGUUCAGAUGAAUUCUGCUAUGCCGAUUCCGAUUCCGACAACAAUGCAUGAAUCUAUGCUACCUUUUUACCAAUCAAAUAAAAACAGAGUAAUCUCUUCUGAAUCUUCAUCAUUUGCUGAUCAAGUUCUCUACCAAUUUCAGAAUCACCAAUCUGAAAUCGAUCGCAUCCUUGCUCAUCAUAAUGAAAAAAUGAGAAUGGAGUUGGAGGAACAGAAAAUGAGGCAAUCAAGAGUGUUGGCAUGCGUGAUUCAAGAAACAGUGGCAAAGAAAAUGAAAGAAAAAGACGAAGAAAUUCAAAGAAUAGGAAACUUAAAUUGGAUGCUUCAAGAAAGAGUCAAAAGUUUAAGUGCUGAAAAUCAGGUUUGGAGAGAAUUAGCACAAACAAACGAAACUACAGCCAAUUAUCUACGUAACAAUUUGGAACAAGUCAUGGCACAUGUCAAAGAGGGACAACAUCAUGCCGCAUUGAUCGAGGACGACGCCGAAUCGAGCUGCGGUAGCAAUAAUGCGGCCGAAGACGUGGAAGAUGCCGCGGUGGCGCCGAUAUUCGGCGGUGGUCAGAGUGGUGGUUUGGCUAGGUUGUGUAAGAAUUGUGGGGUGAGGGAAUCAAUUGUGCUGUUAUUACCAUGCAGGCAUUUGUGUCUUUGUAAUGUGUGUGGGUCCACUGUUAGGAAGUGUCCAGUUUGUGACUCUGGCAUGGAUGCUAGUGUUCAUGUUAAUCUUUCUUAG